Messenger RNA from Aaosphaeria arxii CBS 175.79, 2047 nucleotides. RefSeq lists its product as uncharacterized. The record is from RefSeq and is a predicted model, not a curated record. Gene Ontology annotation, biological process: protein polyubiquitination; ubiquitin-dependent protein catabolic process; positive regulation of proteasomal ubiquitin-dependent protein catabolic process. Gene Ontology annotation, cellular component: ubiquitin ligase complex; cytoplasm. The transcript is spliced from 3 exons. Lineage: Eukaryota; Fungi; Ascomycota; Dothideomycetes; Pleosporales. Gene Ontology annotation, molecular function: ubiquitin conjugating enzyme binding; ubiquitin protein ligase activity; zinc ion binding. The coding region runs from base 185 to 1804 and encodes 539 amino acids.
CCAGGUAGCUAAGUCGCCUCCUUUGAACCCUUUCGCGAAUGGGGAGAAGACUGGGAAGCCAGGUCCCCCUCGGCAGAAUGAUGUCCCCCAAGGUGCAAAUGUCAGAAAACCGACCCAGGCGUCUACUUCUCUGCCUUCGUUUGGUGAACCGAAAAUCUAGAAAGCAGAUGAGCGUGCCAAAGUCAUGCAGGAUGGAUUUUCGGUCCUUACUCGACAGGGUGCUGCGACACAGGCUACUGGAAACGGACAGGCGACUAAGCAACCUACAUCUCAGCCUUCGUCGAGUGCUCUAGGAACUCAAGAGGUUAGGAAAGCAGAGGUGGUACCUCAAAUGAGGGACUCGACUGUACCUCGACAAAUUGCUUCACUUCAGCCUACGGCAGCCAAGCAGAUUGUUCAGCCACCUGUUGCACCAUCUGCUUCUCCUGCUUCGACUGUGCACGGGAAGGGCCCAGUGGCUACUAAGAACCCAGGAGCACUUCGAGAGAAUACUGCGCCUCACACCGCGCCGGCCAAACAGGAUGAUAAGCCCAAAUUCCCGCAGGCAUCAUCAGGUGUUCUAAAGCAGGUAGAGCGCCUCGCAAAUGAUAUUCUUGUUGUGGUCGCUUCUGCUCAGAAAUCUCCCGAAAAGCAGCCCCCGUCCAAUUCUCAGGAGACGAAGGUCCCUGGGGACGCAACCCCGCGAACGGCGCUCACUGGGGUUUCGUCACCAGAAGAUCCAAAGGGCAUUGUCAACGCUGGUCUUGCACCUCAUUCUACAGCUCUUCAGUCUGGUUCUGCCUCAAAUGUCCCGGAUAACAUGAGCAUCAUCAAGGGCGCCAUUGAUAGUCCCAAGAAUAGUUCUCAGCAGGGCCUCAAAGAUGCAAAAAGCCCCGAUGGUACAGGAAACCCCGAUGGUACAGACCAUCCCGAUGAUGUUGCUAGAAAAAGGGGUGGCCAAGAGCAACAUAAGGAUGAUAGCAACAAACGUACCAAGCUUGGAGAUGUUGGUGAAAACAAGCCAUAUUCCCUUUCCAGCCUCCAUGGAUCAACCACGACCAAGUAUGUGGAAGGAAUGUGCUCAGUCUGUAGAGAGCCUGUGCCUGUGCACAAGUUGCUAUCAACCUGCAAAAUGCCGGAUGAAAAGGACAGCCACAAAUAUUGUCGCGACUGUCUAGAAGAGUGGUUCAAGUCCUCGAUCGCUGAUCAUGAAAUCUUUCCCCCGCGUUGUUGCUCCAAAACCAUCUUGCCCUCCGAUUGCGAGAAAUAUCUCACGGCAGAGACUUGGGUUCGCUUUUUAGAAAAGAAGACCGAAAUGGAAACACCAAAUAGGGCCUACUGCUCAAAUGCUGCCUGCGCAAAAUGGGUAGUCCCUGCAGACAUCGCCUCAGAUGUUGCAAGGUGCCGACAUUGUCAUCAGAAGACUUGCACAACAUGCAAAACGAAACAACAUCAGGGACUGUGUCCAGAAGAUGUCAACGUAAAAUCUCUGAUGGAAGUGGCCAAGGUCAAGAAGUGGAAGACAUGCCCACGCUGCAGCAACAUGAUAGAACUUGAUGUUGGCUGUUUUCACAUCACAUGCCGUUGUCGCCAUGAAUUCUGUUACACGUGCUUGGCGAAGUGGAGGACCUGCAAAUGCCCACUUUGGACCGAGGAAAAUAUCGUCAAUCAGCCUAUACCUCGCCCACCUCCGCACCAACAUCAAUACGAGCGUGUGUUUCGUGAUCGAGGUGAUACCACCUGCGAUACGUGCAAUGAUGUGCUGGCCUAUAUCUUUAGAUGCACGGGCUGUCACUUCAAGGUGUGCCGCCGCUGUCAAGGAUGAGGUUGAUCAACUUCUUCGACUGAAGGCAACAGACAGUCUAUAGGGGUCAGAAAAUUGUGACAUUAGAACAUCAAGGGCGUUCCUUGUUGGUCGGAUUGCCAGCGUGUGGAGACUAGCAACACGCAACUCAUGGAUGGUUUAUGGGCAAGCUAAAAGGAUUAACGGAGUAAAUCGCUGAAGAGUCCUUCAUAUGAUCAAAGGGGGUGUCGGUCGCAGUAAGGAAUACAUCCUGUAACUAAAGCC